CUCGAAUGCGCGUCCGGUGAAGGUGCAGGCCGGGUGCCGCCGCUGCCGCAGCUGGGAGAUGGUUCGGGCCUAGCGGAGCAGGGAUUGGAGGGUAUCUAGAGCAACAGCAAAGCUGAGGUCAAACUGCCAUAAGGAUGGACACCAAGGAAGCUGUGUUUGGGACAAAAAGAAAUCAAGAUAAGCAACAUGAACCGUGAAGACCGAAAUGUGCUGCGUAUGAAAGAACGGGAAAGGCGGAAUCAGGAAAUUCAGCAGGGCGAAGACGCCUUCCCACCUAGCUCUCCUCUCUUUGCAGAGCCGUACAAAGUUACUAGCAAAGAAGAUAAGCUAUCAAGUCGUAUUCAGAGUAUGCUUGGAAACUACGAUGAAAUGAAGGAUUUCAUAGGAGACAGAUCUAUACCAAAGCUUGUUGCAAUUCCCAAGCCUACAGUACCACCAACAGCAGAUGAAAAAUCUAACCCAAAUUUCUUUGAACAGAGACAUGGGACCUCUCAUCAGAGUAGCAAAUGGACUCCAGUAGGACCUGCACCCAGUACUUCUCAGUCUCAGAAACGGUCCUCAGGGUUGCAGAGUGGACACAGUAGCCAGCGGACCAGUGCAGGUGGCAGUGGUGGCACCAGUAGUAGUGGCCAGAGGCAUGACCGUGACUCAUAUAGCAGUAGUGGAAGCAGUGGUCGGAAAAAAAGCCAGCAUGGAUCGGAACACUCCAAAUCACGCUCUUCCAGCCCUGGGAAACCACAGGCUGUUUCUUCAUUAAGCUCCAGUCAUUCCAGGUCUCAUGGGAAUGAUCACCAUAGCAAGGAACAUCAGCGUUCCAAAUCACCUCGGGACCCUGAUGCAAACUGGGAUUCUCCUUCCCGUGUACCUUUUUCAAGUGGGCAACAUUCAAAUCAGUCUUUCCCACCUUCAUUGAUGUCAAAGUCCAGUUCAAUGUUACAGAAACCCACUGCCUAUGUGCGGCCCAUGGAUGGGCAAGAGUCCAUGGAACCAAAGCUGUCCUCUGAGCACUACAGUAGCCAAUCCCAUGGCAACAGCAUGACUGAACUGAAGCCCAGUAGCAAAGCACAUCUCACCAAGCUGAAAAUACCUUCCCAACCAUUGGAUGCAUCUGCUUCCGGUGAUGUGAGCUGUGUGGAUGAAAUUCUUAAAGAGAUGACGCAUUCAUGGCCUCCCCCUCUAACGGCUAUUCAUACACCAUGCAAAACAGAACCUUCCAAAUUUCCUUUUCCAACUAAGGAAUCUCAGCAGUCCAGUUUUGGCCCCGGAGAACAAAAAAGAUACAAUCCUUCUUCUAAAACUUCAAAUGGACACCAGUCUAAAUCCAUGUUAAAAGAUGACUUAAAACUAAGCAGCAGUGAAGACAGCGAUGGGGAGCAGGAUUGUGAUAAGACAAUGCCAAGAAGUACACCAGGAAGUAACUCUGAACCUUCACACCAUAAUAGUGAAGGCGCUGAUAACUCCAGGGAUGAUUCUAGCAGCCACAGUGGAUCUGAAAGCAGCUCUGGAUCUGACUCAGAGAGUGAAAGUAGCUCCAGUGACAGUGAGGCAAAUGAGCCGUCCCAGAGUGCAUCUCCUGAGCCUGAACCACCACCAACAAACAAAUGGCAACUUGAUAAUUGGUUGAAUAAGGUGAACCCACAUAAAGUGUCACCAGCUUCUUCUGUGGAUAGUAACAUCCCAUCAUCUCAAGGCUAUAAAAAGGAAGGCCGAGAACAGGGCACUGGGAAUAGCUACCCUGAUCCGAGUGGACCUAAAGAAACGAGUUCUGCUACUCCUGGACGAGACUCCAAAACUGUACAAAAGGGAUCAGAAAGUGGGCGAGGGAGGCAGAAGUCCCCUGCACAGAGUGACAGCACAACACAGAGGAGAACUGUAGGCAAAAAACAACCCAAAAAGGCUGAGAAGGCAGCUGCUGAAGAGCCCCGGGGAGGCCUGAAGAUAGAAAGCGAAACCCCUGUAGACAUGGCUACCAGCAUGCCCUCCAGCAGACAUAAAGCAGCCACCAAAGGCUCAAGGAAACCCAAUAUUAAAAAGGAGUCCAAAUCUUCCCCUCGACCUUCUGCAGAGAAAAAGAAAUACAAGUCAACGAGUAAAUCUUCCCAGAAAUCAAGGGAAAUCAUAGAAACAGAUACCUCAUCCUCAGAUUCAGAUGAAAGCGAGAGCCUUCCUCCUUCUUCACAAACUCCUAAGUACCCUGAGAGUAACAGGACUCCUGUGAAACCCUCCUCAGUGGAGGAAGAAGAUAGUUUUUUUCGGCAACGAAUGUUCUCUCCUAUGGAAGAGAAGGAACUUCUUUCACCCCUUAGUGAGCCUGAUGACAGGUAUCCACUUAUUGUGAAGAUUGACCUGAAUCUCUUGACCAGAAUACCAGGAAAGCCUUAUAAAGAAACAGAGCCACCCAAGGGGGAAAAGAAAAAUGUGCCAGAAAAGCACACAAGAGAGGCUCAGAAACAAGCCUCAGAAAAAGUUUCCAACAAAGGCAAGAGGAAACAUAAGAAUGAAGAUGAUACCCGAGCCAAUGACAGCAAGAAACCCAAAACAGAGGACAAGAAUUCGGCAGGUCACAAGCCAUCCAACAACAGAGAGUCAUCUAAACAAAGUUCUGCAAAAGAAAAGGAUUUGUUGCCCUCUCCCACGGGGCCUAUUCCCUCAAAAGAUCCAAAAACAGAGCAUGGCUCUCGGAAGAGGACUAUUAGUCAGUCAUCUUCUUUAAAGUCAAGUAAUAAUAGCAACAAGGAGAAUAGUGUCAGCAGCAAAAACAGUUCCUCCACAUCAAAGCAGAAGAAGACUGAAGGGAAGACUUCCAGUAGCUCUAAGGAGGUCAAGGAAAAGGCUCCAAAUAGCUCCUCUAACUGUCCUUCAUCUACACCAACUCCUGAUGCUUCUAAGCCUCGGAGAACAAAGCUUGCCUUUGAUGACAGAAAUUAUUCAGCAGACCAUUAUUUACAAGAAGCAAAAAAGCUAAAGCACAAUGCCGAUGCAUUGUCUGAUAGGUUUGAGAAAGCUGUAUACUAUCUUGAUGCUGUGGUAUCUUUCAUUGAAUGUGGGAAUGCAUUAGAGAAAAAUGCUCAGGAAUCCAAAUCCCCAUUCCCUAUGUAUUCAGAGACAGUGGAGCUCAUCAAAUACACUAUGAAGCUAAAGAAUUACUUAGCCCCUGAUGCUACAGCUGCAGAUAAAAGGCUCACGGUACUUUGCCUGCGAUGCCAGUCUUUGCUGUACCUGAGGCUGUUCAAACUGAAGAAGGAAAAUGCUCUGAAGUACUCAAAGACACUGACGGAGCAUCUGAAGAAUUCUUAUAAUAAUUCUCAAGCACCAUCACCUGGCUUGGGAAGCAAAGCUGUUGGGAUGCCUUCCCCUGUUUCUCCAAAGCUGUCGCCCGGCAAUUCCGGAAAUUACUCUUCUGGGGCCAGUAGUGCUACAGCAAGUGGUUCUUCAGUGACCAUUCCACAGAGGAUCCACCAGAUGGCAGCCAGCUAUGUUCAAGUUACGUCCAACUUCCUCUAUGCCACUGAAAUUUGGGACCAAGCUGAGCAGCUUUCCAAAGAGCAAAAAGAAUUCUUUGCUGAACUGGAUAAAGCGAUGGGCCCUCUCAUCUUUAAUGCGAGCAUCAUGACAGACCUCGUUCGAUACACCCGCCAGGGACUGCACUGGCUUCGCCAGGAUGCUAAGCUGAUAUCUUGAACUGAACACAUUCUUGUUGCCUCUGAUUUUCUCCACAACACUGUGUCACAUCACAAAGGAAAACUGCCAUAACAUGCCACCUAGUCGACACUAAGAAUGAGGAAUGGUUUUCUCCUCCCUGGUUCAUGUGUUGUUCUUAUUUAUAACCCAAAGCCACGAUGUCAGUUGACCCCUUUAAUAUUCCCAAUAUGAAAAGUUACUUAAAUGUUUUUAAAUCUGCAGCACAUUGAUAAGAUGGUGUCAGUGAUCUAUAAUAAGAUUGAAAUUCCAAUUGCAAUUCAUAACUAAUCAAUUGAAAUUCUAUUUAU
Molecule: messenger RNA, 3989 nt
Organism: Lontra canadensis (Northern American river otter)
Lineage: Eukaryota; Metazoa; Chordata; Mammalia; Carnivora; Mustelidae
Gene: AFF4
Product: AF4/FMR2 family member 4
Exons: 22
Coding region: 187-3681 (1164 amino acids)
Biological process (GO): regulation of gene expression
Cellular component (GO): super elongation complex; nucleus
Source: RefSeq, a predicted model, not a curated record